Messenger RNA from Anastrepha obliqua, 1421 nucleotides. RefSeq names its product tigger transposable element-derived protein 1-like. The transcript is spliced from 2 exons. The record is from RefSeq and is a predicted model, not a curated record. Gene Ontology annotation, cellular component: nucleus. The coding region runs from base 372 to 1421 and encodes 349 amino acids. Gene Ontology annotation, molecular function: DNA binding. NCBI's taxonomy places the organism in Eukaryota, Metazoa, Arthropoda, Insecta, Diptera, Tephritidae.
UCAAUAUUUUAUGAAUUUUUCUUGAAUCUCAUAGAGCAAAUCGGAUUCAUUGUUUGGGAUUUUUGUUUUAGCAUAUCGGUUUAGGUUAUUUGUUUAGGAUCUUAGAAUAUCAGCAUGUAAUCGCAUCUAUACAGGAUGAGCGGCUUUGGGCUGUUAUCGUGUACAGCUGUUGCUAUAAAAAUAUGUGUAUAUGAGUGAGAUUCCCCGAAUUAUGCAUAGAGUAAAGACGUAAUGUACUUUUUACGCAAUUUAGUUUGGUUUUGAGAGUUGAAAAGAAAAGACGCUUAGUUGUUGUGAGUAUUUAAAACAUUAUAAGUAAAAUAAAGUUAGUGCUCGUAUAGAUUUAUUAACUCAAUAACAGCCUUAACACAAUGUCACAUAAUUCACCUGUAAUAAAAGCCAAGAGGAAGGCGAUCAGUUUAGAUACUAAAAUUAAAAUUUUAGAUCAACUUACAACAGGACAAGGAGCAACGGCUGUAGGAAAGCAUUUUGGUAUUCCUGAAGCUACCAUAAGAACGAUCAAGAAAAAUGAAACUGCGAUUAGAAAAUCGGUAUGUUCUGGAACGAAAAUAAGUGCUAAAUCAUCGUCAUACAUAAGAGAUGUUGUCAAAGAGAAGAUGGAAAAAGCUUUGGUAAUAUGGAUUGAAGAUAAAUCACAAAAAAGAAUACCAGUAGAUGGAAUUGCUAUCAAGCAAACUGCAUUAAGAAUUUAUAAACGUAUUAAAGAAGUUGAGCCAGGCACUUCAUCUCAGUCAAAACAACCCGAAUUUUCUGCAAGUACAGGUUGGAUGACAGGUUUUCUUAAACGACAUGCUCUCCAUAAUGUAAAAAUUAAGGGAGAAACUGCGUCUGCAGAUGAAUUGGCUGCCAAAAAAUUUCCUGAAAAACUUAGAAAAAUUAUUGAAGAUGGAGGAUACACCCCAGAUCAAGUUUGGAAUGUAGAUGAAAGUGGCCUCUUUUGGAAAAAAAUGCCGAGCAGAACUUAUGUUGCAAAAUCGCAGAAAACUGCCGGUGGUUUAAAAGUAGCAAAGGACCGUGUAACAUUGUUGUUUUGUUCCAAUGCUUCAGGAGAACGUAUGUUAAAACCACUGCUAGUAAAUCGUGCUUUAAGACCACGCUCGAUGAAAAGUGUAGAUUUCAAUAAACUGCCAAUUCACUGGACAGCAAACAAAAAGGCAUGGAUGACCAGUGCAAUCUUUACAGAAUGGUUCCAGAAAUACUUCAUUUCAGAAGUUAGACGCUACAUGAAUGCAAAAUGUCUAGAAUUUAAAGUUCUUUUAAUUCUAGACAAUGCACCUUGCCAUCCGCUCUUGGAGCACCCAAAUGUGCAAUUUUGCUAUCUUCCGCCUAACACUACAUCCUUAAUACAACCGCUAGACCAAGGGAUCAUUGCUACUUUUAAAAAGUACUAUAUUACAUAA